This is a messenger RNA of Entrophospora sp. SA101, 1158 nucleotides long. NCBI's taxonomy places the organism in Eukaryota, Fungi, Glomeromycota, Glomeromycetes, Entrophosporales, Entrophosporaceae. The record is from the annotation of a GenBank genome assembly.
AUGUUUAUACAGAAUAUUGGCCAAUACAUAUCAGUUGUUAGAAUUUCUGACGAAAGAGAGAUACUAAAUGUAGAGUUCUUAGGACUACCAUUUAGAAGCACUAAAGACCACACUGUUGGAGAUGUUAAAAAGUUAUUGAUUAUGGCCGUCUGUAGUUUAUGUUAUUCCCUUGGUGACUAUUUAGAUUGUAGCGUUGAGGAUGCCAAAAAAGUUAAAUCAUAUAGUAUCCAAGUAAUUGUACUAGAAGAGAAUACCGGCACUAUUUGUUCAGAACAUAUCAUUCAACCGACACCUCUUGGUCCAUUUUGGACCGAGAUUGAUGACGAUGGUAUUAUAGAUGGGGACCUUCCUGCCUUUACAAUUAAUAUAUUUGACUCAGGUGAUGAAAAAAGUUCAGAGGCAAUGUAUGCCGAGGCAGUUAAGGAUACCUAUUUCGAUAACUCAUCAGACACAUCAUCUCUUAUUACGAAGGUCACAAAUAGAAUAACACCCUCAUUCAAAGAUAAUUUCGGAUUUCAACCAAACCGUGAGACACAAUCUUAUAUCACAACAAUCAUCUACCCCACGUCAAGGAAUUCUUCAUUCUUUGCACCGGGAGUGGCAGGAUUUAUGAUUGACCCUCAUAACUUUGUGCUUGAAACGCGGACAGAACAAAGGCAAUUUCUGUCUGUCAUUUCAAAUGUAUUGGCUGUAUGGGGGACAUUUUUGACACUCUAUGCCAUUUUAUUUGGUGUUGGUCGAAUCAAACCAUGGGGCGUUAUACAGAAACACUUCUUUAAAAAACACACACAUGAUGAGCUGAAAGCCUUAAUUCCUCCAUCUUUAUUUUUAGAAAUUGGUGAAAGUAAUAGAACGUUAACAACAGAAGAACGACUUGACCGUCUAACAGUGCUUCUUAUGCAACUCAUACAGAAACACUUGAAGAAAUCUAAAACACAUGAAAGAUAUAAAAACACAUCAAUUCCACCAUCUUUAUUUUUAAAAAUUGAUGAAGGUAAUAGAACGUUAACAACAGAAGAACGACUUGAUCGUCUGACAGCGCUUAUUAUAGAACAUGUUAUUGAGAUAUCAGAAUUAGACGAAAAAUUGAAGAAGAAUAACAGUGAUGCUAGCCGAGCAACUGGAAAGACUGCCGCGGCAGCAACAUUAUCACAGUGA